This is a messenger RNA of Lineus longissimus, 2638 nucleotides long. Its product is annotated as exocyst complex component 3-like. The transcript is spliced from 20 exons. Gene Ontology annotation, molecular function: SNARE binding. Bases 187 to 2427 code for a protein of 746 amino acids. Gene Ontology annotation, biological process: exocytosis; exocyst localization. Lineage: Eukaryota; Metazoa; Nemertea; Pilidiophora; Heteronemertea; Lineidae. The record is from RefSeq and is a predicted model, not a curated record. Gene Ontology annotation, cellular component: exocyst.
AAUGUCAGCCCCCAUAAAAAUGUCAACAUAGUUUUAUUUUUCGAUUUUCUCCCAUAAACAAUAGUUUGAUUUUUAUCUCAAUGUGAUUUUCCAAUAGAGAAAGUAUUGAGAAAGAGUUUAAACUCCAAAAAAUACUAUUUACCUUGUGAUUUGUUGGCAAUAAAUGUGUCUUAGUCGACAACUGUCAUGUUGUCUUCAGACCUUGAAAAGCUUGAGGGAGAUGCGAAGAUCACGGCUGCCAAACAUGUGGCCAAUAUUCUACAGAGGCCAGAUCAACUGGAAAGGGUAGAUCAGUACAGGCGGAGAGUAGCAAGAAAGAAGGCCUCCGUAGAGGCAAUGCUGAAAACAGCUGUUCAGUCACAGCUUGACGGCGUUAGAGCUGGAUUGACACAACUGCAGACUGCGCUGGUGGAUGUGAAGGAAAUCAAAGAAAGCCUGGAAGACGUGGAUGAGUCGUACAAACUCAUCUUUGGAUUAUCGGACAAACUGGAGGCUGUCAAAUCCGAGAAUUCCCGGCAUUCUCAGUUGGUGGCUGCCAGAGAAAACAUGAAACAUAUCUUUACGGUGCCAGAAAUGGUGAAGAAGACACAAGAUUAUAUCAACGAUGGCAAACUUCUCCAUGCCCACAAAUAUUUGACGGACAUUGAAGCAUCAAGGGAUGACCUAUUGUUUGAACUCUAUAAGCAGCCUCAGCAAAGCCCAACAGAUAACAACACACUGAAACAUUAUUUCGCCGGAGCGGAGAAACUUUCGGAAUCACUCGGGAAACAGCUGUGGCUGAUCCUCCAGCGUACGCUCAGCAGUAUAAGACGCGAACCAACGCUGAUCGUGACGGCAUUGAGGAUUAUUGAAAGAGAAGAGAGAACUGAUGCCAUCUGGUUGAAGAGACAGGAUCAAACCGGCUUCAUUCCUCCAGGACGUCCGAAGAUGUGGAGGGAAAGGUGUUUUAGUGUUCUGCGCGAUUCCGCUGGUGCUAGAAUUGAAGGGAAUCAAGUUGAAGGUCGUCUAGACAACAAAAUGUGGUUGGUUCGCCACCUGGAGAUCACGAGACAACUAGUCGUCGAAGAUUUGCGAGUUGUGAAAACGUUAUGUGAGCCGUGCUUCCCGCCAAUAUAUGACAUUGUCAACAGUUAUGUUAGGAUGUACCACGAGAGCAUUGGAGAGCAUCUGAAUGAGAUGAUCACCCAAGAACAAAUAGAAGGAAAUGAAAUCGUCUCUCUCAUGACAUGGCUGAAUACUUACGAGGGGGCAGAGAUGAUGGGGAAUCCUGACCUCAAGAUUGAUGUCAAGAGCCUGGGACCAUUGUUGGAAAAUAAUGUCCUGAAUGACCUUCAGAACAAGUACCUUGAUAAGAUGAGGAACAACUUCCAGGAGUGGAUGACAAACUCACUCAUAACUGAUAGAAAGGAUUGGUCAAAAGAACAGGAGCCUGAGGCCGACGGAGAAGGAUGCUACAACACGCCAUUACCAGUCAUUCUCUUCCAGAUGAUAGAGCAAAAUGUGCAAGUUGCCAGUUUCAUCAGUGAGUCCCUUGUGAAGAGAGUCCUUGGCCUCGUCAUUGAUGAGAUGGCAAACUUUUCCAAAUUUUUCAAAACUGAGCUGAUCGCCUAUCGAGAAAAGCAUCUUCAGGCCAGGAGUGAAACAAGAUACUUCAUACAUUACAUGAUUGCUAAUGUGAACAACUGCAGUACAUUCAUCGAAUGCAUCUCCCAACUAAAAAAGCAGUUCCUUGCCUCUGACGAUGAAGACAGCGCUAGCCAUGAGAGGUUCCAGAUUCUGACGGAGACGUUCCAGAAAAUCGCCCGGGACGGCUGCGGGUAUCUAUUAGAGGAAAUCUUCCUUGAUUUAGAGACGUUUGUCAGUGAGCUGCUGGAUCUGAAGAAAUGGCUAUCACAAGAAUCUAUGGCGAUGGAGACCAUUCUAGUCACAGUAGAGGACUACUCCCAAGAUUUCAUUCAUCUAAAACCGAAACAUUAUGAGAACAUCAUUUGUGCUGCACAGGAGAGAAUCCUGCUUGAAUAUAUGAAGGCUAUUCUCAAUAGGAAAAACUUCUACAAAAAUCACAAUGAGAGGAAGGAGGCUGCGGAGAAGAUGACCAAGGACGCUGGAAAUAUGUACGCCUUGUUCAACAAGCUUGGCUCCAGGGGACUCCAGGACGACAACCCAUUCAAAGUCAUUGCCGAGAUGUCAGAGGUCAUCAAACUGACAGAUACAUCGUUCUUGUCAUUGGAAGCCACUGGUAUUGUGAACCGUCACCCCGACAUGAGACCAGAACAGUUAGUAGCUUUGUUCACAUCUCGAGGGGACAUCAAUGCUAAGGACGCAAAACAGCAUGUGAUGGAAAUCAUGGGGGAAGAGGAAGGCCAGAUUAAAGUUCGACCUAAUGGAGUGUUCACCAAAGUGACAAUCAACAACCCCAAGUGGUGAUCUAAUAACAUUGGCAACAAGUAGGACCAUGUUUGUGCAGCUUGUGGAACAAGCUAAAUCAAAGCUGGCAUACUGGACAAAUACGCCGUGCUCUCAUUGCUCUGUUUGAAUAUGCUGUUUGGACAAUGUAAUUGUCACAGUACAUAUCCUUCUAUGUCAUGUGCAAAGCUAUGUAACCGUACAUAUGUAAAUAAACUAUUAUUAUGUAAAA